This is a messenger RNA of Pisolithus orientalis, 1476 nucleotides long. Its product is annotated as major facilitator superfamily domain-containing protein. Gene Ontology annotation, molecular function: transmembrane transporter activity. The transcript has 7 exons. Lineage: Eukaryota; Fungi; Basidiomycota; Agaricomycetes; Boletales; Pisolithaceae. Gene Ontology annotation, biological process: transmembrane transport. Bases 1 to 1476 code for a protein of 491 amino acids. The record is from RefSeq and is a predicted model, not a curated record.
AUGGAAUCCCAGGAAACAGAUGAUGAAAAGGCUCCCUUCAUUUUAACACCAGAUGACGUUCAAGAUGAAAGCCCGAAAGCAACAAGAACUCCUCUGCCAUGGCGGCAAUUCUCCAUCCUUUUAUUACUGCAAUUGUCAGAGCCUCUGACAUCACAGGUGAUUGCACCAUUCUUACCCCAGCUUAUCAGAGAGGUCGGUAUCACACAUGAGGAUGAUUCCAGCAUAGGACACUAUGUUGGCUUGGUGCAUUCUCUAUUCUUUAUGACCGAAGCAUGCACGGUAUUCCAUUGGAGUCGUGCGUCAGACCAGAUCGGACGCAAACCAGUCCUUAUGACUGGACUUCUCGGACUCUCGAUGUCGAUGUAUUGCUUCGGACUAUCUAAAACAUUUUGGGCCCUCGUUCUCAGGUUCGUUGUCCUGAAUGGCGCCCUGAAUGGGAACAUAGGGAUCAUGAAGAGUAUGAUAGCAGAAAUUACCGAUCCAACGAAUAUGGCUUUGGCGUAUAGUAUCAUGCCUCUUGCGUGGUUUUUCGGAACCACAAUCGGGCCACUUAUCGGUGGAUUACUAGAACAUCCGGCGGAGAAAUACCCCACGGUUUUUGGAGGCUCCACAUUCUUCAAGGCAUACCCAUAUUUCCUUCCAUGCUCAGUUUCCGCAACUUUUGCUGUGAUAUGCUGGUUUAUCACUUAUUUCUUGCUGGAGGAGACCACCACACCGCAAAUGUCUGCAAAAGAUUACAUCCUUGGUCGCAAGUCCAAGCCUCAGGGACCGAACGGAAGAUCACCAGCAGCAACGGAGAACGGCGUUCAUUGUGAUAAUAACGAGGGUCAACUACCUCUUCGGAAACUCUUGGUUCCCAACGUGUUGGUUGCUGCGGGCUGUUAUGCCUUCAUCGCGCUCACCGACAUUGCGGUCCGCACGGUGUUACCCGUUUACUUUGCGGUUCCUGUGGAAAUGGGUGGACUGGGACUCGGCCCUUCGGCCAUCGGUACCACCCUUUCACUAUUGGGAGUUGCCAGUGGUGUCUGCCAAACGCUCUUCUUUGCAUGCUUACAUGAUCGAUUGGGUCCAAAGUACCUGUACCUCAUGGGAUCAUUCUUAUAUAUCCCUGCAAUCGUCCUCUUCCCUGUGAUGACUUGGGUAGCGCAAAAGAGAGGACUGGACGGUCUUGUCUGGACCCUUGUUGGAUCCCAGAUAAUGUUAUUCAUGUUUUCUGGUUUAUCGUUCAGCGUCACAUUCAUAUACAUUAAUGCGGCUGCCCCAAACCGCGCUUCUAUUGGUGCAACUAACGGCCUUGCACAGAUGAUGGUGUCCGUGACGCGUGCGUUAGGCCCUGCAAGCGCUAACUCGGCAUUUUCGUUGAGUAUCCAAAGGCAUGUAAUGGGAGGUUACCUCGUGUAUUGGAUGAUGAUAGUGAUGGCGAGUAUUACGCUGGGAAUUGGGUUCUUCUUACCGAAGAAACCGUGGAAGGUUUGA